UGCAAACCUCGGCGGGGCCAUGCGGUCCUUAAGAUCACGACCGCUAGUGAGCUCGGCGCCGUGUACCCCAGAGAGCAUGAAGCUCCACAGAUAUAUAGCGCCUCUGGGCUCCAUUAUAUUUGGCCGAAGCUCCCUUUCUCCUUUUCUGAGCUCACCAGAGCAUGCUCUGCAAACAUUCCUGCUAAUAUCAUCUCUAAGCGGGAUCGAGGAGUCGUUCACUCACGGUCACCAUGGUGUACCAAACAAGCAAUGUCUAUUUCAUUUGCUCCUUCGCCGCCAUUGGCGGUGGACUCUUCGGUUUUGAUAUCUCCAGUAUGUCGGGUGUGUUGGGCACCGAGGCUUACAAGAGAUAUUUCAACCACCCCAGAUCUUAUGGCCAAGGGGCAAUAACCGCAGCAAUGCCUUUCGGCUCCCUCGUUGGAGCCCUCUCUUCGUCUUUCAUUGCCGACAGAUACUCCCGAAGAACCGCGAUUCAAAUUGCUUCCAUCAUCUGGAUCAUUGGCUCAAUCAUCCAGUGCGCUUCUGUUGAUGUUGGAAUGCUGGUCGUAGGUCGUGUUGUUGCUGGCCUCUGCGUCGGUAUUGCUUCAUCAAUCUGUCCUGUCUAUCAGGCAGAGAUCGCUCCAAAGGAAAUCCGUGGACGAGUCGUCAGUCUUCAACAAUGGGCUAUCACAUGGGGUAUCCUCAUCCAGUACUUCAUUCAAUACGGAGCAUCCAAUGUUGAUGGAGGACCAAACAAUCUUAGCCAGAGCACUGCUGCGUUCCGUAUUCCAUGGGGUAUACAGAUUAUCCCAGCCGUCAUUCUGUUCUUUGGCAUGUUCUUCCUUCCGAGAUCUCCCCGAUGGCUCGCUUCGAAAGAUCGAUGGGAGGAAGCCAUUCAGGUUAUGGCUCAUCUUCACGGUGGCGGAGACAUCAAUCAUCCCAAGGUUCUAGCCGAGUACCAAGAAAUUGAAGAGGCUCUUCGAUUCGAGCGUGAAGAAGCAAUCAACAGCUACAAGCAAUUGGUCGAGCGCCGCAUGCUCAAGCGCGUCCUUUUGGGCAUGUCUAUUCAGAUGUGGUCUCAACUCUGUGGCAUGAACGUUAUGAUGUAUUAUGUCGUUUACAUCAUGGAAGGUGCCAACAUUGCCUCUCCGCUUCUCACGGCUUCGGUCCAAUACAUCUUGAAUGUCGCCCUUACGCUCCCAGCUAUCGUUUACCUCGAUCGGUUUGGCCGUCGCCCAUCCAUGCUCAUCGGCUCCUUCUUAAUGAUGACCUUCCUCUUUGUUGUCGGGGCUCUCCAAAAAGUCUACGGAGUACCAAACAGGCCACCGCUUACGAAUUCCACGAACUCGGACAUUUCAUGGAUCAUCAACAAUAACAAGCCAGUCUCAAAAGCUAUCGUGGCGAUGACCUACCUCUUCGUUUGUACUUUUGCAACUACCUGGGGACCUACAUCUUGGACCUAUCCAUCUGAAAUAUUUCCUACGAAGAUUCGUGCAAAGGCUGUGUCAUUGGCAACAGCCUCCAAUUGGUUCUGGAACUGUGUGCUUGCCUUUGCUGUGCCGCCUUUGCUCUGGCAUAUCAACUGGAAGAUGUACAUGAUGUUCGCAACAUUUAACGGCGCAGCAUUCAUCCACAUGUUCCUGACAGCACCAGAGACAAAGGGCAAGACGCUGGAAGAAAUGGACGAGGUGUUCGACAGCGGGCUUCCGGCUUGGAAAGCCGUCCCCAAAGGCUCCCGACUCGAUCAAAUCCAGAAGGAUAUCGAAGCCGGCCACCUCAAAGUCUCUGCCCCAUUCGGCGGAGCACAGGUUCGAGAAAGCGAGAAGGAUAUCGAAGCCGGCAGCCUCGAAUCCCCUGUCCCAUCCGGCGGAGCACAGGCACGGGAAAGCGAGAAGACCGCCGCUCAGACGACAGAAACCGCAGAUUAAUUUAUAUACCCUCAUGCGUCGCUGGUUUGGAUUUUAUGGCUUACUAUUCCCAAUGAUACGCUCAUAAUUUCCAAGGACGAUGAUAAUCAUGCUGGACAAGGGAGCGAAAAUACCCACGGUAAUCUGGAUCUGCAUUGAGGGUUUGUGAUACCUAUUUGCUAUGUGAAUUAAUAUUAUGUCUCUCAUAUGUCUCACAUGUGUCUCACAUAUGGUCAAAUUGUAUAUAGCUAGAAGUAGCUAGACCCAUGGCGUUUAUGAAUAUACGACAACGAUUUCACGGUCAAGACUUUACCAAACACAGCCUCUCAUGAACAUACUUGCAGGUGCCCGCCUGUCUUUCACAUUCAGAGCUCGCGUGUAGUUGUCAAAGUGCUAGGAUUGAGCGUGCGGGUGGAGCGUUCCGCAUUCUGUGCGGAUCUUCCUGCUCCGCACGUCAGUCAGCCUUAUAUCCAUUAUCACUCCCCUUUGUCCCAAAUAGAACCUUGCAAGGCAC
Hyaloscypha bicolor E is the source of this 2400-nucleotide messenger RNA. Its product is annotated as MFS sugar transporter-like protein. Lineage: Eukaryota; Fungi; Ascomycota; Leotiomycetes; Helotiales; Hyaloscyphaceae. Bases 231 to 1907 code for a protein of 558 amino acids. The transcript has 6 exons. Gene Ontology annotation, molecular function: carbohydrate:proton symporter activity. Gene Ontology annotation, biological process: carbohydrate transport; transmembrane transport. Gene Ontology annotation, cellular component: membrane. The record is from RefSeq and is a predicted model, not a curated record.